GAUGUUACUGCUCACCUCAGUCACCAGAGGACGGGGUGCCACUCACCCAGUUACCCAGAGACCACUGCCGGAAACUCAACAGAAAAGGAUACAACGUCCUGGAUAACAACUACUGGAAUAAAGCGAUAAAUAAAUACGUUACACUUUAUAACGGAAGCGCGUUCUGGGCGAACAAACUGCCCGACAGUAUUAUCUGGCUCCAGCGAGGUAACCAGCUGGAUGUUGACAGCUGCAUGGCAACCUGCAGAACUAAGGAGGAAAUCGCCUGGAUGGCGAUGGGACUUGAUGAAUGUAUGUGUGGCUUCCGAACAUUCUCGUCUUUGGAUAAACCAAUACAAGCGCAUCUAUCCAGAGCUGCAAAGCCGGACUCGAGGCUGUUUUUCUUGAUGAAGUACAGGGGACCAACAAAAGAUUUUCGUCCCGGACAUUUCCCCUAUCGAGAGACACGGCUUCCGACGUAUGGAAAACGCUUCAAACCUGACGACGUGGUCAUAUCAAAGAAAUAUGGCGUGACCUCAGAUGUGGUCAACUUAUUUAACUUCAGACAUCCACGAGCACUCACACAUAACGAAACUGAAGCAAGAGUGAACUCAAAACAAACGAAAGGUUUCUCCAUUUAUUUCAAGGCAAAGGCAUAUAGAAACCACAACUAUAAGGAAACAAGAAGAAACAGGACUAGAAACCAUACCUAUAAUGUUACGCGUAAAGUGGACGGAGCCAAAAUACACUUCUUAAACACCAGCAGUUUUGAAGACCACAUGGAUAUCAGCACACUCAAUGGGAACCUGAACGUCAACAGCUCAAGGAUACGAGCAUAUUUUGGAUACGAAAAACAUCCGUCUUAUCGAUGGUCUUCAGUUCGACUUUUAGUGGACUACAGAUCGUCGAAGUUUUCGUCUGAAAAUGGCGUGAUCGAGAUGAGGAGAGUGCGAAGUUCAUCGAACCAAUUUCGAGAUGGCAUACGCACAAAUAAACAAGAGAAGGCUGGCGGUCAACUGUUUAUAAUCAGGGACGCAAUGUUCAGCAACUGCUUCGGCGGCGUGGCGAACGAAACUGGCUGGAAAGAUCUUGGCGCAGAGCCGGACACGCUGAAAAAGUGUACAUGCGCGUGCAAAAGGCACUAUCAAAGGAAAAGAUCGAGCCCAGCUGCCGCGAUUCUGCAAAGGCGAAGAUGCUUCUGCUCCUCAUCAGCGAAAAAUCUGGGCGUUCUCAUCGCAAUCAUACCCCAGCCAGCUGAAUGUCCCAAAGAGACCACCAGAGAGGCCUUCACUGAUUUCAACAAAGACUUCAGCAGGCAAAACAUGUGUAAAGAAGACAAGAAAAAACAGUUGCCCUCAGCAAAUCAGCGUAUACGGAUAGACACCGGGCUCGUUCUAUUUGCAGCAGUAUGGCACAAGAAAUUCGGAAACACGUCCACAUUACAGGAGGCCCACCUGGAGCGAGAUUUGUUUCCCAGGACUUACCGCCUGCGUUUUAACGUCACCGAAAAGCACGUUUAUCUAGAGAAGAUCACCGUCCGAAUAGGGGAACAGGCAGCGUUCUCUGGAUAUAUGCUGCAGUCGGAAAAGAAAGGAUGAUGGGGGAAACCCAUCCAGACAGCUACAUGCACAUCUACAAACUGCGAGAAACGCCAUCAAUCUGCAUCCACGUCGCCACUGUCAGUUGGCUAUGGGCGGCCGGUGAAUGCCUGCUGUGUCUGUGGGGGAAAUAUUUGGUUGAUUUAAGGGCUAAUUUUUAUACGACUGAUUCUACAUACCUGGAUAACAUUGUGUAAUUGUGUUAC
Molecule: messenger RNA, 1783 nt
Organism: Amphibalanus amphitrite
Lineage: Eukaryota; Metazoa; Arthropoda; Thecostraca; Balanomorpha; Balanidae
Exons: 12
Coding region: 234-1577 (447 amino acids)
Source: RefSeq, a predicted model, not a curated record